Molecule: messenger RNA, 645 nt
Organism: Ostreococcus lucimarinus CCE9901
Lineage: Eukaryota; Viridiplantae; Chlorophyta; Mamiellophyceae; Mamiellales; Bathycoccaceae
Exons: 1
Biological process (GO): intracellular manganese ion homeostasis
Cellular component (GO): membrane
Molecular function (GO): iron ion transmembrane transporter activity; manganese ion transmembrane transporter activity
Source: RefSeq, a predicted model, not a curated record
UACGUCAAAUCUCUCGUCUUCGGCGGACUGGACGGCACCAUCACGACCUUUGCCGUCGUCGCCGCGAGCAAGGGUGGCGGGCUGAGCACGGAAGUCGUGCUUUUGAUGGGAUUCGCCAACCUCGUGGCCGACGGUAUAUCCAUGGGGUUCGGAGAUUACCUUUCGAGCAAGGCGGAGCUCGACUACGCGAAGACGGAAAAGAAGCGGGAGAAAUGGGAAUUAGAAAACUAUCCAGAGGGAGAGAAACGAGAAAUGAUUGAGCUUUUCAUGGCGCGCGGCGUGAGCGAAGAGGACGCGACGAUGGUGAUCGAGCGCUUGGCAAAGUAUAAAAACUUCUUCUUGGACUUGAUGAUGGUCGAGGAGCUCGGGUUAAUGCCGCCGGAUGAAACGGAUUCACCGGCGAAGAAUGGGCUGGUGACGUUUUGCGCGUUCGCGCUGUUUGGUUUCGUUCCGCUCGUGCCGUACGUUUUCGGGCGAGCGAUCGGAGGGGCGAACGGGGACGCGCUCUUCGGGUUGGCGUGCGGACUCACCGCGAUGACGAUGGCCGCUUUGGGCGCGGCCAAAGCGAAGUUCACGAAUCAAAACGUCACGAGUAGCGCGCUGUAUAUGCUCUUGAACGGUACGCUCGCCGCGGCGUCCGCGUAU